GAAGAGGAAGAUAGUGAUUGUAUUGAGAAAGUGUUGUGGCAUCAACCAAAGGGCGUGGCUGAAGAAGCUCUUAGGAGUAAAAGAUCAACUAAUCAUGUUCUUCUUAGCUACUUGUUUGAUUCUGAGCUAAAUUGGAAUGAGAUGGAAUUCUUGAUAAAAUGGAAAGGCCAAUCCCAUUUACACUGUCAGUGGAAAUCAUUUUCUCAGCUUCAGAAUGUAUGUUGUACACUUCUUGUGCUGCUUCUGCGUGUAGUUUUUGUAUUAAGCCUUCUUGCGCUUCUUAUCAGUUGUAACUUGUCAUUCUUGAUGUAGCAUUGAUGUUCGGCGUUUCCCCCCACUGUUAUUUAAAUUUCUCUAUGCAUUUUUGGUUUGUGGUUUUGCAGCUUAGUGGUUUUAAGAAGGUUUUGAAUUACACUAAAAAGGUAACUGACGAAGUCAGGUUCAGGAAGACAGUCACACGUGAGGAGAUUGAGGUUAAUGAUGUGAGCAAGGAGAUGGAUUUGGACCUCAUCAAGCAAAAUAGUCAGGUGGAAAGGAUAAUUGCAGACCGCAUUAGUAAAGACAGUUCUGGAGAUGUAAUUCCAGAGUACCUAGUCAAGUGGCAAGGGUUAUCUUAUGCUGAAGCGACAUGGUAUAUUAAGCUUCUCAGAAAGUUUAUGAGCUGAUGUAUCUGCUGAUUCAUCUAUUAUGGUUCUUGUUUUCCUUUAUGCUUUGAAUAACCUAAAUGUUUGGUU
Molecule: messenger RNA, 734 nt
Organism: Humulus lupulus (European hop)
Lineage: Eukaryota; Viridiplantae; Streptophyta; Magnoliopsida; Rosales; Cannabaceae
Product: protein CHROMATIN REMODELING 5-like
Exons: 3
Coding region: 318-665 (115 amino acids)
Source: RefSeq, a predicted model, not a curated record